Messenger RNA from Raphanus sativus (radish), 1091 nucleotides. RefSeq names its product endochitinase CH25-like. The coding region runs from base 1 to 1023 and encodes 340 amino acids. Lineage: Eukaryota; Viridiplantae; Streptophyta; Magnoliopsida; Brassicales; Brassicaceae. Gene Ontology annotation, molecular function: chitin binding; chitinase activity. The transcript is spliced from 2 exons. Gene Ontology annotation, biological process: carbohydrate metabolic process; cell wall macromolecule catabolic process; chitin catabolic process. The record is from RefSeq and is a predicted model, not a curated record.
AUGAAGACUUAUUUACUCCUCUUUCUCAUCUCCUCACUCCUCUUAUCAUUUUCUUCCGGCGAGCAAUGCGGUAAACAAGCCGGGGGAGCACUCUGCCCCAACGGUCUAUGCUGCAGCGAGUUUGGAUGGUGCGGUGACACUCCACCUUACUGUGGGCAAGGUUGCCAAAGCCAGUGCACUCCAACUCCCGCUCCUCCCACUCCCACUCCUCCUAGUCCCACCCCUCCUAGCUCCACUCCCCCUGGUCCCCACGGGGAUCUUUCGGACAUCAUUUCAAGAGAUCAGUUCUAUAAAAUGCUUUUGCACAUGAACGAUAUUGCUUGUCCUGCUAGAGGGUUCUUCACUUACGACGCCUUCAUCACCGCCGCUAAGUUUUUCCCUAGUUUCGGAAACACCGGAGACCAUGCCACAAGGAAGAAGGAGAUCGCAGCCUUUUUCGGCCAGACUUCCCACGAAACCACUGGUGGGUGGCCGAGUGCACCAGACGGAGCAAAUACAUGGGGAUACUGUUUCAAGGACGAAAUUUACAAAAGCAACCCCUACUGUGAUAGCAACAACUUCCAGUGGCCAUGCGCACCUGGCCACUUUUACUACGGAAGAGGACCGAUCAUGCUAUCUUGGAACUACAAUUAUGGACAGUGCGGGAGAGACCUUGGACUCGACUUACUACACAGGCCAGAUAUUGCAUCCAACGACCCAGUGAUCGCUUUCGAAACCGCAAUUUGGUUCUGGAUGACUCCUCAGGCUCCUAAACCAUCGUGCCACGACGUGAUCACCGACCAGUGGCAGCCGUCGGCCGCCGACAUUUCAGCGGGGCGAUUACCAGGUUAUGGAGUGAUUACGAAUAUCAUUAACGGUGGAUUAGAGUGUGCUGGUCGCAAUGUCGCACAGGUCCAAGAUCGGAUAUCGUUUUAUACAAGGUAUUGUGGCUUGUUCGGUGUUGAUCCUGGAAGUAAUGUUGACUGUGACAAUCAAAGGCCGUUUAGUGAAGGUAGUAAGGUUUUCUUGGAUGCUGCUAUUUAAUGAGUGUUAAUGCAGCUUUCUUGUAUCCAAGCAAUAAGAGAAGAUCAAAUUUAAUAAAACUCCUUUUU